Striga hermonthica is the source of this 1086-nucleotide messenger RNA. Lineage: Eukaryota; Viridiplantae; Streptophyta; Magnoliopsida; Lamiales; Orobanchaceae. The record is from the annotation of a GenBank genome assembly.
CAUUAUUAAAGACCGAUCCUUGUAAUUUUGAGUAUAUAUUGUGGGCAGUAUUUGAUGGAAGGGAACGAGUUGUGAAGAUGAAAAUCAAAUCUAAUGACGAUAUCUUAGAGCUGAUUGAAGAACAAAGAAAUUCCAACAUUUACGUGGAGUUAAAGAAGAGAGUAAAUGUAGGGAUUCCGGGGACGGCGCAACAAAGGUUGACGCAAAUGAUGGCGUCCCAAUGUGUAUUUCAUAGUUAUUUUGGUGUUGGUAGUUCUGCAUUUUCCACAGAGGCCCCAUAUUCACAUCAAGCAGACCCUAGUUCAUCUACACAUAUUGGAUAUCCUCAGGGCGAUGAUGACCAAACCGCGGAUUGUUCGAAUCAACCAGGUCAUUCUCGUGACGAUGACAAUAAUGAUGACCAAACCAAACGCACAAUGAUGAUUCAGGCGACAAAGAAAAAGAAGUCAAUGAUAAGCAAAUGUUCAAGCUUUUCAGGGCUUGAAUGUCGAAAACCCAAAUCCUGCACUUCUAGGUUACUAUCUAUUGGUCCGUAUGAAGGGUGUUCUUACAAGUUAUGCGCAAGGACAAAUCAAAAUGUAUGGAGAAUCACUACUUUGAAACUCGAGCAUACAUGCGAAGGGAGAUUGACGCACAAUCUACACAGUUCGGCUAAUUCCACGGUUCUCGCUCAUAUUUACGCACCAACUAUUCAGAAAAAUCCCCAGACGGUAUCUACACGGAGAAUUAUUGAUCAAAUGCGCGAGGAGCACGGUUUGUCGAUGAGCUACAAUGGAAGCUUAAACCUCACUAUAUUGGGCCGUUUGAAAUCCUCGAUCGAGUUAGCGUAUCGACUGGCUUUACCACCAGACAUGUCGGGUGUGCACGACGUAUUCCAUGUCUCGAUGCUUCGGAAGUAUGUGCAUAAUCCUGAUCAUGUGGUGGACUUCGGCGAACUGCAGGUCGAGCGAGACCUUACCUAUGAGGAGGUGCCGGUAGCUAUUCUGGAUCGGAAGGUCAAUCAGCUGAGGAAUCGGGCAGUGAGCUUGGUGAAGGUGCUGUGGAGCCGACACGAUGAGACCGAGGCGACUUGGGAGAGGGAGGACG